Procambarus clarkii (red swamp crayfish) is the source of this 1650-nucleotide messenger RNA. Its product is annotated as SUMO-interacting motif-containing protein 1-like. NCBI's taxonomy places the organism in Eukaryota, Metazoa, Arthropoda, Malacostraca, Decapoda, Cambaridae. The record is from RefSeq and is a predicted model, not a curated record.
AUGGCUGGUGCAGUGUGCUGGGUGUUCCGUCGUGGUCUGGUGGAUGGCAGAGUGUAUAUCGCUGCAAUCAUUCAGGGCGGCGCUGCAAUCAUUCAGGGCGGCGCUGCAAUCAUUCAGGGCAGCGCUGCAAUCAUUCAGGGCGGCGCUGCCAUCAUUCAGGGCAGCGCUGCCAUCAUUCAGGGCGGCGCUGCAAUCAUUCAGGGCAGCGCUGCAAUCAUUCAGGGCAGCGCUGCAAUCAUUCAGGGCAGCGCUGCAAUCAUUCAGGGAGGCGCUGCAAUCAUUCAGGGCAGCGCUGCAAUCAUUCAGGGCGGCGCUGCCAUCAUUCAGGGCGGCGCUGCAAUCAUUCAGGGCGGCGCUGCAAUCAUUCAGGGCAGCGCUGCAAUCAUUCAGGGCAGCGCUGCAAUCAUUCAGGGCAGCGCUGCAAUCAUUCAGGGCAGCGCUGCCAUCAUUCAGGGCGGCGCUGCCAUCAUUCAGGGCAGCGCUGCAAUCAUUCAGGGCGGCGCUGCAAUCAUUCAGGGCAGCGCUGCAAUCAUUCAGGGCGGCGCUGCAAUCAUUCAGGGCAGCGCUGCAAUCAUUCAGGGCGGCGCUGCAAUCAUUCAGGGCAGCGCUGCAAUCAUUCAGGGCGGCGCUGCAAUCAUUCAGGGCAGCGCUGCAAUCAUUCAGGGAGGCGCUGCCAUCAUUCAAGGCGGCGCUGCUAUCAUUCAGGGAGGCGCUGCCAUCAUUCAAGGCGGCGCUGCUAUCAUUCAGGGAGGCGCUGCUAUCAUUCAGGGCGGCGCUGCCAUUAUUCAGGGCGGCGCUGCCAUCAUUCAGGGCGGCGCUGCUAUCAUUCAGGGAGGCGCUGCAAUUAUUCAGGGCAGCGCUGCAAUCAUUCAGGGAGGCGCUGCCAUCAUUCAGGGAGGCGCUGCAAUUAUUCAGGGCGGCGCUGCCAUCAUUCAGGGCGGCGCUGCUAUCAUUCAGGGAGGCGCUGCUAUCAUUCAGGGCGGCGCUGCCAUCAUUCAGGGCGGCGCUGCCAUCAUUCAGGGCGGCGCUGCCAUCAUUCAGGGCGGCGCUGCCAUCAUUCAGGGCGGGGCUGUCAUCAUUCAGGGCGGCGCUGCCAUCAUUCAGGGCGGGGCUGCCAUCAUUCAGGGCGGGGCUGCCAUCAUUCAGGGCGGCGCUACCAUCAUUCAGGGCGGCGCUGCCAUCAUUCAGGGCGGCGCUACAAUCAUUCAGGGCGGCGCUACAAUCAUUCAGGGCGGCGCUACAAUCAUUCAGGGCGGCGCUACAAUCAUUCAGGGCGGCGCUACAAUCAUUCAGGGCGGCGCUACAAUCAUUCAGGGCGGCGCUGCCAUCAUUCAGGGCGGCGCUACAAUCAUUCAGGGCGGCGCUACAAUCAUUCAGGGCGGCGCUACAAUCAUUCUGGGCGGCGCUACAAUCAUUCAGGGCGGCGCUGCCAUCAUUCAAGGCGGCGCUACAAUCAUUCAGGGCGGCGCUGCCAUCAUUCAGGGCGGCGCUACAAUCAUUGUGGGCGGCGCUGCCAUCAUUCAGGGCGGCGCUACAAUCAUUGUGGGCGGCGAUAAAAAACAUGAAAUAGAGAGACCAGACACAACAACCUCACAGUCACCUCCCAACACUCACGGGAAACCCUCGACACCGGGACGAAAUGGACCCUGA